Messenger RNA from Penaeus chinensis, 7282 nucleotides. RefSeq names its product prominin-1-like. The transcript is spliced from 25 exons. Bases 252 to 3749 code for a protein of 1165 amino acids. The record is from RefSeq and is a predicted model, not a curated record. Lineage: Eukaryota; Metazoa; Arthropoda; Malacostraca; Decapoda; Penaeidae. Gene Ontology annotation, cellular component: membrane.
UGAGACAGUGGAGCGGGUGGUAGUGCAUACAUUUCUAUUUCGUUGUGACGGAGACUAAAAGGAGAAGCUGUCAUUUAAAGGUGAGGCUGCCCCCGACGUCGGGUCACCGGCAGCUGAGUGGCGACCGGAGCUUUGCACAGGUGUUCGCGAGAGACGUGAUGUUGUGGUGAGGUGGAGUCGCAGGAGCAAGCGGAGUGAGCAGGGGCGCCGCCCCUCCCCCUACACAGCACAGGAGCGUUGACCCGAGCACCAUGUGGCCCUCCACAGUGGCCCUGAUGGCGGCGGUGGCGGUGGCGGUAGCGGUGACGGCGGGACACGCCGCGGCCGCCGCCCCGGACCAGGAACCCGAGCUCGACGUCCUGGUCAACCCGUCUCCGCCGGCCACAGCCGCCGUCGUCACCGAGAACACGCGUGUCCUGCAGGAGCUGCCGGGCUCGCAGGGAACCAUCAACAACAACAGCAACAAUAGCAACAACAACAGCAACAACAAUAACAAGAAGAAGGAGCGGAGGAGGAAGAAGAACCGCAUUCAGGCGACGGAGGCCCCGCUGGCGCCGACGCGCGAGGAGGCCGUGGAGGAGGCGUUGGCGGAGGCCACGGGUCGCGGCCGGACGGAGGAGGAGGAGGAGGCGGAGUUGGAGGGCAGAGGCGCGGAGGGCACCGCCGCGGGCGCCGCGGGUGGAGCAGCGGUCGGGGGCGAGACGGAAGGCCCGAGCGAGGCGGAGGCGGAGGCGACGGCGACGGCGGAGAUGGCCAAGGCACGCAUCGCCUACAGCCAACCGUGGCUGAAUAAGACGUACCGCGCGCGCGAUGACUUCAACGCGCGCGGGAUGGAGCACCUGUACCUCAUCACCAACCUGUUCCUCGACCUCGUUCACCGCGAGGAGGAGGUCCCUGAAGAGCUAAGAGCAGUGGUGUCGCAGGAGCUGUCCCAGCCGUCCUUCGACCAGCAGCAGGCCAUGCGCGUCGUCUCGGAGCUGGAGGCCAACUGGGACGUCCUGGUGAUCCACUACAUCGGCCUGGUGUCCCUGGUGGUCCUGGGCGCCCUCAUGGUGGUCGUCAUGCCCUUCAGCGGCCUUGUGUUCGCCUGCUGCCGCUGCGCCGGCCGCUGCGGGGCUCAGGAGCCGCACUAUGACAAGAAGCGCGACCCUUGCAAGCGCGUCACCCUCGGUACCUUCUUAGCCACCCUCGUCGUCGUCAUUCUGCUGGGGCUGGUCUGCACUUUCGUAACCAACGCGAGGAUCGAGGACGGCGUGCAGAAGCUGCCCCGCGAGUUACGCACCGCCCUCCACGACACAAAGCUCUUCCUCAACAACACCGACAGCGAGGUGCAAAAUCUUCUGGUGAGCAACUAUAGAGAGCUGCAGGAUGUGCUCUUCAACAAGCUGGAUAGCAGUGGUGAAUUGGUGAAGAGUGAGCUGGCACGAGUGACCAAAGCUGUGGCAAUAGACAAUCUGACUGCUAUAGUGACUAGUCUAUCAGCAAUCAAGAAAGACCUCUGGACCAUCAAAAAUACUACACUCCAACUGCAGGACCAGACUUCUAAUCUACAGAGUGGACUUGGUGAUGUUGCUCGCAGGUUGCGUGAGCUCCAGGAGUCUUGUGAAGCCUUGCCAGACUGCCAGGAGCUCAUUACACAAUAUGCUGAUCAACUCAGAAUCAACAAUGAAUUUGACCAGUACCUGGAGACGGAUGUUUUGCCUCAGCUGCCUAAUGUUGAAUCAAAAUUGGAUGAAGUGAAGUCACUCAUAGAAAAUGACAUAGAAAUAGCAGUUAAGCGAGGCAAGAGAGCCUUCGACUCCAUUGCAACCGAGAUCCAAAAUAAGGUGCAGCGUUCUAUCCCGGAGAUCAAGGCCAAGAUCCUUGAUGCAGGAGGUGAGCUGGAGGAUGCAGCAGAGAGCAUCCAUAGAACAUUACAGCGUGUUGACACAAAACCAAAAGAAACAGAAACAUACAUAAGAUUAUUGCAGGAUGGGAUCAAUGAGUAUGCUAUGUAUAGGUAUUGGGGCUUCAUGGGGCUCUGUAUAUUACUGUUGGUGAUCACCCUCUGCUUCACACUGGGUGUGGUGUUUGGAUGCUGUGGUCGGCGACCCGAUGAAGCCUCGUCUUGCCAUAAAGCAACUGGGGCAUCGUGGCUCAUGUGUGGUGUUGGUCUGACAUUCCUGUUCUCAGCCCUGAUCAUGGCAGCAACCACAGCACUUUUUGUGUUGGGCAGCAUAAGUGAGAUCCUUGUGUGUGACCCCCUCGCUGACCCUACGCGCUCUGAAGUCUUUAAUGCUGCUGCAGAAUUGUACAACCUUAACAGCCAUUAUCCUCCUGGUCAAGCCCCAAGCAUAACUGAGAUUAUCAGUAAGUGCCACAACAACCAGAGUCUGUACUCUGUGUUGAGUCUGAAUCAUGUUGACAGUAACCUCGCCCGACUUCAGGAUUACAAGAAGAACCUGAAUCUCGAUGAAAAGAUCGAGCAGCUGAUGCUUCAAAUCACUGUGGACACCGAUGUGGAGAUCCUCUCCCGAAACGCCAAGGAACGUCUAUGGGAACUUGCCAACUCCUCUGUUGCUGACAAGGAUACCUGGGACUAUUACACUGAGAUUCUUGAAAAGAGGGUGUUGAAGAUUGACCUGAUGGACCUAGCCGCUCUGCUUAACCAGACAGCUGAUCAGCUUCCAACUGGCUAUGAUCAGGUUUCAUUCAAACUCAAAAAUGAUGCUCUUUUCCUUGAGGGUCUGCAACGAUGGGUAUCCUCCAUUGGUCACCUAACAAGGAACCUGAACAAGACAACAGCCAGACUCAAUGAACACCUGAAGUUCAAUAAGACCAGCCUGCGCGAAGCCAUUGGCGAUCUCAUCAGCCAGGCAGAAUUUGCUCAGCAGUACCUUCGCAUCAAUGGUUCACGAGAGGUCACCGAGCUUGUCGAACGAUUUUCCAAGGAUUUCCUUGCUGAUGUGGAUGAAUAUGUUCUGCAUGUGGAAACAGCAGUUGAGAAAGAUGUUGGGCGAUGUGGCCCAGUCUCUACUGUCUAUAAUGCGACAACUUCUUCCCUGUGCAAGGACAUCAUGUAUCCCUUUAAUGGAUUCUGGGCAAGUGUUGGAUGGGUAUUCAUAUUCUUCAUCCCGGCAAUGAUUCUCGCUGUGUAUCUAUCAUCAUUGUACCGCAAGACCGAACCAUACCCCGGACCUCUCAAUGAGUCCGAAUACUUGUAUGAUGCAUAUGAUGAGAGGAACAGCUUUCCUAUGUCCAACCAAGAGUCCAUGUAUGACGCCUAUGCUGAGAGGGACAACAUUCCCCUCACCACCAGUGGGUACGACAAGAAACAGCGCCGUCGCUCCCGAGAAUACGAGGGCCAUGUAGGGAGCAGCUAUGCUACUGACCAAGCGUACGGGGGCUCUCGCAUGUCACCCCCACGGAUAGAGUACACCAACCCCACCGACUGGGCAGACUACCCUCCAGGCGGCGGCCCCCCCCGCUACUCCAGCCAGCCCAGCCUCUCCCCGGAAUACGAAAGACCGCCUCCGUACUAUUACCCCGGGCCAGGACCGCAGUAUUAUGGGGGACCCCCCCCUGGGACAGGGCCAGCCGCCGGGGGGAUGCAAGUUCACCCGCCCCCCCCUGGCAACCCCCCGGCUGGGCCUCAGGGCCCCACAAACUUCCUGCACGGCCCGACCCCCUGGAAUCCGAAUCAGCGCACCAUCAAUCUUGGCGGCUGGAAGAUAUCACCAGCCUACUCUCGGGACGAAUAUGAUGCGUAGUGGCCAAGCGUUCGGCCGGCCAUCUGCACUCUGCUUGAUGCAUAGAAGUUACCUGAAAAGUAAAAAUCCCGAGGCUGGUGAUGUACCAAAGUAUGUUAAGCGGAAGGAGACUAAACAUUACAUCCCCUAGGAAAAAACGAAACAAAAAACAAAACAAAAAAAAUCAAUGAAGAAAAAAUAUGAUUAGAGGAAGUCACAGGAACGAUUGAUUUAUGCCCCCUCCCUCCUCCCUCCCCCCCCCACACACACACAUCAAGCAGAAUUUUCCAUGUCCCAGUUUCUGAACCUCCUCUUCCCUUUUACCCUCAUAGCCCUUUUUUUUUUAAAUAUUAUUAUUGUUAUUUCAUUGUAUGACCCCCACCCCCCCUUAUGAAAUUGAUGGGUGUGCCAGAAUUUUAUCUGUCACACUUAUAAUUCUUCUUUUCGGAGGGAUGGUCUUAGAACAUUCCAUACUGACAAAUUACAAAGUAUUCUUUGCCCUGUUUUUUUUCUGUUUCUCUAUCUUUUUGGUGUGUUUGUGUGUAGAUUUUUUUCAUUGUUAUUUCAUCGACUAGAAGAAUGGAGUGAAGCAGAGUUACAAAGACCUAUUUAUUGCAACAUGAUAUCUCCAUGAAGGCGAUGUUGUUUGUUGUCUACAUUUAUAGAUGUAAUAAAAGUAGCAGGACUUAUAUUCAAAGAGAAUUUCAUACCCGUUAAUCAUCUGUGAAUGACUGUAUUCAAACUGCCAAUUUGUGUCUCCCUGUUAAGUGUACGUAGAUUUUCAAGCUUAAAACUGUAGUUGCACAUAGAGAGAAAAGAAAAAAAAAUUGCUUAAAGGAAGACUAGUGCUACAUAGUAUUUAGAGUUAUGAUGAGGUUGGUGGAUCUGUGACCGCAGUGAUAGGAUGAUGCCCUCAUGCGAUAGGCCCUUCCCACAAGUAUUCAGAUAUUAGACUCUUUUGUGACUCCUGCUGUGUUGUUAUGAAUGAAGUAAUUGCUUUGAUUCCACAAGGUUAACACUGGAAGAAGAAGCUGCUGCUGUUGCUGCUUGGUACUUCGGUAUGUCAGUUCUUACCUAUACAUUGACGUGGCAAGCAGCCUUUUCACCUUUGUUUCUUUCUGUAUAAAGACAUUACCUCAUUUUCUGUCCUGAGUUGGAGUGCUUACUGGGCAUGUGCGUGCAAGGAAAAAUCAGGACCAUAUUUUGAAGACUACAUUUGAGACAAGCAAGUGAACGUACAGCUCAGUAUACCAAGAAAACAAAGAGAAAAGAAAAAAGGAAGAAAGGAUUUUGUUUUUUAUUGGAAUCCACCGGUCAUCAGAUGAUCUAAAUUGUUGAGAACUUCUGUGUAUGUAUUCAUGGCAUUGAUUCUCACAAGUUCUGUUUGUCUUCUGAGAGUGUUAAAAGUCUUGAGGCUUGUUUGUUUUGUUUUCUUUAUUGUCUAAUUUUAUAAUCAAUAUAAUGUUAUCACUGAUUACUAUUAGACAAUUUUGUAAAUGACUCCAUUUUACAAGAUUUUGAAAAAUCUGCUCGUUCAAAUGUUCUGGGUGGAGAUUGUGGCGAGACUAGUGAUAUUACGCUUUUUAUUUAACAUGUUGUGAAGGCUCAUUUCCCUUUGUUAUGAGGUAGAAAGGGGAGCUGUAAUUAUCAUAUGUCUUGUGUGAUUGUAUAUCAUUACUCUCCUCACAAUUGCUUUUAGUGAUUGUAUCCAGAAAUAUAAUUACUGUAAUAAUCCUAGGUAUCAUGAUCAUAAGUGUCAAAUGCUACUGUUUAUGGAAGGCACAUCCUUAACUUAGUUUAGUAAGUGAUAUUUGAUACUCAUUGUAUGUUAGGCACAGAUUAAACCCUCCAGCUAGUUAUUUCCAACAGAAGUAAAACAGAAAAAACCUUGUUAUUCCCAGAGUCAUUGCUUGAAUAUUGCUGAAAAGUGUGCAUGCAAAAAGAGGUCCUUUUGCAUCUCACUCCCUGUAAAGUCAAUUGGAUUACUGCAACAUUUAUUUUUUAAGUGGGAUAAAUAUUAUGGGAUUAACAUGGUUUGAAUAAUCCCUUUAGCCUAUUAUAAAUGUGAAUUGAAACUUACCAUGUAUAUUUAAAUAAAAACAAGAAAAAAAUUCUAAGUCAGCAGUAAUAGCUUAGACUUCGAGGACCUUUCUACCAUCUUACAAAACAUAUCCUCUCAUUGUGUGCAGAGAUUGUAUCUUGCAGAACAGUAUAAAGUUGUCCAUAUUGUGUUGUUUCCAACCAUCUCCACAUGAAUGAACUGGCUGCGACUAAGAGUGAUAUUGUGUGUGUAUAUUAUGCUAGACACUGCAGACAAGGAGCUCACAAGUGGGCUGUUGUUUUUUUUAUAUCAGCAGAUGAUAUGUGGAUUUUGUAACUUCUUGCUGAUUACUUUCUCCCAGCUUUUUUGAUAAUCACACUGAGUAUCGGUCUGUGUUUGCUUUUAAGGUUUGUUUGUUUGUUUGUUUUUCUUCUCAGAAAAAAAGUUGAUGUACAUAAAGUAGUGGAAACAAAGAAUGGUUUAACUGAUUUAUCAUGCCUGUUUAACUGUUGAUAGUAUGAUCGUGUCACUUUUAUUUAAUGAUCAUGAAUGAAUAGUUAAGGCUAUAGAACUGGGAGUUUAUCUGUGAAUUCAAAUCCCUGCACUUGUCUGAGCUUAACCUUAGAUAUCAGUUUUCCACCAUUCAUAUUAUUCAAGGAAUCAUUUCCUUCUUUUGUGUUCUAUUACUCAGAAUGUAAGAUAUGGAUAGUAUUGCAGUGUACUAUAUUUAGUUAACUUUUUGUAAUAUAUAUAUAUGGAAAUUGAAUAUUGUGAUGGAUAUUCUUCUGUUUUAUUUCAUGAAGGACUAGAAGUAAUGUUAUUUUAAUAUUGUUUUGGUAAAGUUUUUUUUACCUAUUCUACAACUGCUUUUAAGAGCAAUGAAGUUAUUUUCCCAUCAUGGGUCAAGUGAACUCCAAGGUCACUCAAUUGUCCGAGAUGCUGAUUUGACUCUGGAAAUUUUUGGUGUAUGCUGCUGCUCACAGCUGCUCUUAAUGGAUGUUAACUAUGUGAUCAUAUAGUUCUUUUAAUGCCAUACAUUGUAUUUGCUCACUAAGUUUAACAUUAUUUAUGUAGAUAUCAAACUCUUGAUAUUGUCAGUCAUAUGUUUCCUUUUUUUUUUUUCUUUUUCUUUUUUUAAGAAGAAAUUCACGAUCGUAGAGGUGCAGACACCAGCCUCCCACAUUUGCCACUCUGAAUGUUACACAAAAAUUGGAUAUAUCUUGAGUGAUGAGAAAAGAAUAAGUCUCCUUGAAAUUAUUAGCAAUAGAUCAAGUGAUCAUUUGUAUCAUUUAGCAGUAAAAUGUAGUUUCAUGCCAAAAUGUUUUACAAUAUCUACUGCAACAGCAGAAUGUUGUUAAAUCAUGAUAUGAAUGUGUAUAUAUACAGAUUGAAUGUAAGAAUGAAUGAUGGUCUCAUGUACUUGAACAUGUACCUAUGUCCUGUGUGAUUUUUAUAUUAUUCUGCAGUUUUCCUGUGUCAGGUCUCAAUAAUACAUGAACCUUUUUAUAGAAAA